This is a messenger RNA of Eucalyptus grandis, 1860 nucleotides long. Its product is annotated as TMV resistance protein N-like. The record is from RefSeq and is a predicted model, not a curated record. Gene Ontology annotation, biological process: defense response; signal transduction. NCBI's taxonomy places the organism in Eukaryota, Viridiplantae, Streptophyta, Magnoliopsida, Myrtales, Myrtaceae. The transcript is spliced from 3 exons. Bases 1 to 1860 code for a protein of 619 amino acids.
AUGGAGAGGAGGGAUUCAUUGGAUGGAACAAUGGCAUCAACAACAAAUAGGCAUGAUGCCGAGUCAUUGCUGGGAACUGAAUUUGAGGUGUUCUUGAAUUUUAGAGGGCCUGACAUUCGCCUGAAUUUUGCCGACUGCCUCUAUCACUCCAUGGAUGGUGCUGGGAUUCGUGUUUUCAGAGACGAUGAAGAGAUCAGAAAAGGCGAAGCUAUUGGAGGCAUACUGGAGAACGCGAUUAAGAGCUCCAAAAUUUGUAUGCCCAUCUUCUCUAGAAACUAUGCAUCUAGUCCGUGGUGUCUUCGCGAGCUUGCUUGCAUGGUGGAUUGCUUGAGAAAAAGAGAUGGCAAAGUGAUGAUCUUGCCAGUUUUCUUUGAUGUGAAUCCUGAUGAUGUCAAACUCAAAACCGGUUUGUACCAUGACGCUCUACACAAGCACGAGCAGAAGUUUGGCUGCCAUGUAGUGCAGCAGUGGAAAGAGGCUCUGAGAGAGAUUGUCGAUGAUAGACUGUUGAUGCAUAACCUCCUUAGAGAUCUUGGAAGAGAAAUUGUUCGACAAGAAAAUCUCCAAGUUCCUGAGAAGCGUAGUAGACUAUGGUGUCCUAAAGUUGCGUUGGACAUAGUGCAGACUAGAAAGGCAAAUCGUGACUUGAAAGUUAUACAUCUCAUGAGAUGCUAUCUCUUGACAACUCCUGACUUCUCAACAUGCUUGAAUUUGAAGAUACUAGUUCUUGAUGAACAUUGUCCAAAGUCACUACAAAUUGGUAGCUCUAUUGGCAAGUUAGAGCACCUAAAGCACUUAGAAAUAAUUGCAGCCCAAGUUCAACCAUCAAGGCUGUUAGCAGGUCAUCAUUUUGACUUGUUUGCAGUGCCAUCUGCAAUAUGCGGUCUAAAAUAUCUGUCAAGUCUAAAGCUAGAGGGGCAGUGUAUGCGAGAGCUUAAUCCAUCUAUUGGAGAGAUGGCAGGUUUGACAUGUUUGUCUUUAAAGGGUUGUAAUCAGCUCAGAAUACUUCCAGAAUCCAUUGGGAAAUUGAAAUCGUUGCUCCAAUUGAAUUUGUUGUACACAAGAAUCAAAGAGUUGCCAGUUUCUAUUGAAGAUCUCAAAAGGUUGGAGGAAAUGAAUUUGGGAUUCACUCAGAUAAGGGAGCUACCAAACUCCAUUGGAGGACUAAAAUCAUUGCUCAGCUUAAACUUGCAGCAUACAAAGAUUACAGAACUACCUGCUUCUAUAGGAUAUCUUAAAAGGCUUGAGUGCUUAUUUAUGGCUGGGAGUAAGAUAAAAGAAUUACCGAAGGUUAUAGGGAUGUUGGAGAAUCUUAGAGUAUUGGAAUCCCGCAAUUGCAAAAAUCUCGAUGGGGAAAUCCCAAGCGAGAUUGGGCGAGUCUCCACGUUGGAGGUGCUAGACGUAUCAGGCAGCAAGGUGAGCAGAGUGCCAACCACCAUUAAUCAGCUAUCUUAUCUUCGAGAACUUCGUUUCGGAGAUUGUCAUAAGCUUGAAAGGUUGCCCGAACUUCCUGCAAGCCUAAAAGUUCUCUGUUUUGGAGCGGGGACUGUGCUUGGCACCCCUGGACAAACUUCAUCCAAGUGGAUGGGGAAGUCAGCAAAACUGGAGGAUUGGAAUAUCACAUGGCCUCCUCAGCUUUGGGCACUUAGCAUAUAUUGUGAUGAUCCUCGAUCUCUCACAGGGCUCCCUACCAGUCUUUCUCUUUUGGAAUUAAGAGAUGUCCAGUCACCGAUAAAACAGCCAUUCUUUUUCCAAUUUGAGAUAUUUGAAACAUUUGUCCAAGUUAACACUCUUCAGAUGUUGGUUGAAAGAGAUCGAGUUUUAUCAACUAGAGAAUCUCCUUCGUUUGAAUGUGGUUGA